Messenger RNA from Papaver somniferum (opium poppy), 1518 nucleotides. RefSeq names its product UPF0481 protein At3g47200-like. Lineage: Eukaryota; Viridiplantae; Streptophyta; Magnoliopsida; Ranunculales; Papaveraceae. Bases 1 to 1518 code for a protein of 505 amino acids. The record is from RefSeq and is a predicted model, not a curated record. The transcript has a single exon.
AUGGCAACCAUCGGUGAUGACGAAAUUCUAGUUCAUCCUCUGCUGCCUCAACCGAAGAGUGAACAACUGUCAAUACCAAUUGAAGAAAUGAUAGCCAAGUUUGACAGAAGUGGUGAGCAUCUUUGGAGACCUUAUCAGGAGCUAAUUUGUAUUCGCAGGGUGCAUGAAAAGCUUCACAAGACGACGGAGCCUAGUUCAUAUGCCCCUUUAAUGAUAUCUAUUGGUCCCUUUCACAGGGGAAAAGAAAACCUUGAAGCAAUGGAAGAAUGCAAGCUGCACUAUAUGAGCAACGUUCUAAACCGAACAAGAGAAGUGCAUAAUGUUGAAUCGAUACAAAAUGUAUUUAGGAAUUGCGUUGAAUCUAUUGGGAAGAUGGAGGAAAACAUUCGCCAGUCCUACUCGGAAAUCAUCAAGCUCGAAAGAAAGGAAUUUAUAGAAAUGAUGGUGGUUGAUGGUUUGUUCAUCAUCGGAAUCUUCCACGCAUUAACAGGAACGAAGCUGAUAAACGACAAAUUUUUGUCUCAUAAUAUAUGGGGCAAGAAUACGCUUCUUUGGGAUCUCUUGCUCAUCGAAAACCAGAUUCCUAUAUUUGUUCUCGAACGUUUAUUCAACCUAACUGCAGACCAUAAGAACAAGCAAAAGGGCAUGUCCUUUCAAGGGGUUGCGCUGAACUCGUUCAAAAACAAUAUUGAGUUGCCGAGAAAAAUCAAUACCAUUACCAAGUUGCAACAAGCAUCUCCGGCGGAAGGUAAUAAGCAUUUACUCGAUCUAAUUGCUAAAUCUAUGCACCCUGAUACUCAUUCCAAUAAUGAGCAUGUUGUUCAAAUCAAUUCUUCGCCCUUCUCAAAAUGCACAGACCUGGUCACAAUGCUUAAAGAUGCACUACUGCAAGUUUUCAAGCACAUCAUCAUAUUUAUCGCCCCUACACCCAACAGUUCUCAUAAGUUAUCAGGAAGUGUAAUUCCAAGUGCAACAGAGUUGGCACGAGCAGGAGUUAGCUUCGAAAUGGGCCCCGAUGAUGGAAGUUUCCUAGAUGUUAAAUUUGACGACGGAGUGAUGACAAUCCCUCGUCUUGUAGUCGGUAUCAAUACUGGUCGUUUUUUUAGGAAUCUCAUUGCUUAUGAGCAGUACUUUGAUCGAAAUGGAUCUCCAUAUUACAUGACCUCAUAUGCCAUAUUCAUGGAUAACCUAGUUAGUUCUGCUGCAGAUGUCACAUUACUUCGUAAUCAGGGAGUCAUUACUCAUACUUUGGGUACUGAUGAUGAUGUCUGUAACAUCUUCAAUAAACUUUGUUCUGACAUAUAUUUGAAGGACGACUAUUAUGCUGAUAUACAUAAGAGAGUGAACAUAUAUUACUGUGACCGCUGGAAUUUCUGCAAAGCGACGUUGAGGAAAACAUAUUUUGACAAUCCAUGGGCGGGUAUUUCGCUGGUUGCUGGAUCUUUAUUUCUAAUUCUUUCUCUCAUAUCGGUUAUACUAAGGUUGCUUGAGUACUUCAAACCUAAAAAGGCAGCCUGA